GUCAGUGAAGAACUAUCGCGUGCUUCUGCGAUUUUAGAUAUUAGAGAAAAUCAUAUUUAAUAAAAUAAAAAACAAUAUGAAGAUUUAUACCAAUGAAGGAAACCCCUUUGGAUUUAAAUUGCAAUUGCUGGCAAAAUUUGCAAACCGGCCUGUGGAAGUGACUAAAGUCACAUUAAACGAUACUGUUGGCAAAGAUUUUUUGGUGCUGCCUGCGCUAGUACUAGAAAAUGGUUUGACACUAUUUUCUACCGAUGCAGUGGCCAAGUAUUUAUUUCCAGAUGAAGGUGUCCUUCGAGACGAGUGGUUAGAAUGGUCAACCGUGAAAUUGGCGCCCGCCCUAGCACAGCACCUGGCAGUCGGACAUCGUGCCAAUCCGGAUGCUUUGCCCGUGCUAAAUUUUUUAGUUAGAAAAUUGGACGACCGCUUAGCGGCAUCACCCUUUUUAGUAGGAAAUAAAAUAAGCGCUGCUGAUAUAGCCGUUUGGUCUUUGUUAGCACCCGACGGCACAUUGAAGGGCGCUCAGAAUAUAGAGCACUUGAAGGCGUGGUAUCGUAAACUUUCAGCGCUGCCUGAAGUUCAAGCAGUAUUGGCUGAAACUCCAUUAACCGAACUUACCUUCACAUCGCUGCAACACUCCAAUCGCUACGGUGGUCUAAGCCAAGUUCCCGUACGGUUGCAUACAGAGUCUGAAUCAGAGAAGCUGUUGGCCGAAACAGGUGGUAACUUGGCAGAUACCGUUUCCGAAGAUGAGUUGAAUACUUCACGCAACAGUUUUGUGGAAGUGUCUGUGCCACAGCGUAUUGAACCGCGUACGGUGUUGCCCAAGCAAGGCGAACGCAAUAUUCUAAUAACUUCCGCAUUGCCCUAUGUAAACAAUGUUCCACAUCUGGGCAACAUUAUCGGAUGUGUGCUGUCUGCUGAUAUAUUUGCAAGAUAUUGUCGCGCAGCCGGCUACAAUACUUUGUAUAUCUGUGGUACUGAUGAAUAUGGCACGGCGACAGAGAACAAGGCAAUUGCUGAGAAUCUCACACCAAAACAAAUUUGUGACAAAUACUUUGAUCUCCAUAAUUCCGUAUACCGUUGGUUUGGCAUCGGUUUCGAUUUCUUUGGUCGAACGUCAUCGUCACAGCAAACUGAAAUUGUACAAGAAGCUUUCAAUGAUGUCUACAAGAAUGGCUAUAUUUUUACCGAGAGCGUCGAUCAGCUGUUUUGUGUAAAAUGUGAACGGUUCCUAGCCGAUCGCUUCGUUGAGGGUACAUGCCCUCAUCCUGGUUGUGGAUAUGAAGAUUCGCGUGGCGAUCAAUGCGAUAAGUGUAGCAAACUAGUCAAUGCUACCGAACUGAUCCGUCCACGUUGCAAAGUUUGUAGCAGCGCGCCAAUAGUACGAUCCUCAAACCAACUUUUCCUCGAUUUGCCCAAAAUUGAACCGCAACUACGUGUGUGGAUUGAAGGUUCUGAACCUGGCUGGACGAACAAUGCGCGCGUAAUUGCACGUUCCUGGUUGCGUGAGGGUCUGAAGCCGCGCUGUAUCACACGUGAUCUGAAAUGGGGCAUACCAGUGCCGCUUGCUGGCUUUGACAAGAAAGUAUUCUAUGUGUGGUUUGAUGCUCCAUACGGCUACAUCUCGAUGACCAAACACUAUACAAGCGAAUAUAAACAGUGGUGGAUUCCAUCGAAGGAUGUUAGUGUGGAGCUGUUUCAAUUCAUGGCCAAAGACAAUGUGCCAUUCCACUCCAUUAUAUUCCCCUGCUCGCUUUUGGCAAGCAACAAAGGUCAUACUAUGGUAACCAAUAUUAUGGCGACAGAGUAUUUGAAUUAUGAGGAUGGGAAAUUUAGCAAAAGUCGUGGCAUUGGCGUAUUCGGAAAUGAUGCACAGGAAACUGGUAUACCUGCUGAUAUAUGGCGUUUCUAUCUGGCUUCUGCACGUCCCGAAGGACAAGACUCCAGCUUCAGUUGGAAUGACUUGGCGGCGCGUAACAACUCCGAUUUGCUAAACAAUCUCGGCAAUUUUGUGAAUCGUGCCUUAGUAUUCUGCGAAAAGAACUUCAAUGGCGUCAUACCCGCUAUGACUUUAACCAAAGACGAACUCAUACUAUUGGCGCUCAUUAAUCGUGAAGUACGCGGCUAUGUAAAUUCACUUGAAAAAGCUAAAUUGCGUGAUGGCAUUCGCCAUUUACUUUCCAUUUCCCGCCACGGUAAUGGUUAUAUGCAAGCGCAACAGCCGUGGGUGCUGCUAAAGGGCACCGAUGAACAGAAGAUACGGGCUGCCACCAUCAUUGGCGUUUGCGCCAACAUCGCCGCACUUUUAGGCAAUCUUAUGCUACCCUACAUGCCGACGUUAGCGCGUACACUACUAACGCAACUGAAUGCCAAGCAAACUCCGCUGAAUCCUGAAAAACCUUUUAUCAAUAUUCUUCUUCCUACUGGUCAUAAGAUUGGUAAGCCAGCGCCAUUAUUCACAAAAUUGGAACCAAGCUUCAUUGAAGAGUUGAAAAAGAAAUUCGGUGGUGUGCAAGAUCAAACGAAUGCGACCAACAAUGCGACAACUGCAGCAAAUAAUGCGAACGCGCAGUCUGCCAAGUCGUCUCCGCCUCUUACUAAUGGCACGCAAACAGUUGCUCAGCUUGAAGAAGCCGUGCGUUUGCAGGGCGAGAAAGUGCGUCAGUUGAAGGCGGCAACAAAGGACAAAAGUGUCUGGCAACCGGAAGUUAAUGUGUUGCUGGAUCUCAAGAAACAACUAACCGCUGCCCAAGCGGCCCCACCCGCUAAGUCUGCUCCAUCCGUCAGCGAUGGCAAAGUUAAAGAACUAGAACAGCGUAUUACACAACAAGGCGAAAAGGUACGCCGUUUGAAAGCGGCCGGCGAUGCCAGCGUAUGGAAGCCUGAAGUUGAGGUGCUACUGCAGUUAAAAAAGGAAUUAGCUUCUCUAACUGGCGCCCCACAACCCGCUGCCCAGGGCAAAAGUAAGAAGAAGUAGAAUUUCGGUAUACAAUGGCUUUGAUACUCCAGCAUCACCACGCAAUCGCACGUUAUCUAAAUUUAAAAUUUUUUGAUUUGCUAAGGAUACGCAUCUAAAUGCGUAAUUUGUCUCAUUGCCAAACAAAAGGGCAGACUCUCUCGCUCAUGUUAAACCAUUACAUUUACAGGUAUUUGACUGUAGCCCUUUCUCAAUUACGCUUUUAUCUGAAGGCUAUACAACUCACAUGGUUGCUUUCUUUUGAUAUUGUUAGUUUUAUUACCUAUUAAUUUAUUGAACUGUGUUGGUUAUGUAAGGAACUUAAUGUAAUUAAAUACUGGUCAUUAACAUUGUAUACAAACCACGUCAUUAACAAUAAAAUAUUAUUUAAAUAUUGCAUCGCAA
This is a messenger RNA of Anastrepha obliqua, 3361 nucleotides long. RefSeq names its product methionine--tRNA ligase, cytoplasmic (gene MetRS). The coding region runs from base 77 to 2977 and encodes 966 amino acids. The record is from RefSeq and is a predicted model, not a curated record. Gene Ontology annotation, biological process: methionyl-tRNA aminoacylation. Gene Ontology annotation, molecular function: ATP binding; methionine-tRNA ligase activity. Gene Ontology annotation, cellular component: aminoacyl-tRNA synthetase multienzyme complex; cytosol. The transcript has 9 exons. NCBI's taxonomy places the organism in Eukaryota, Metazoa, Arthropoda, Insecta, Diptera, Tephritidae.